This is a messenger RNA of Lontra canadensis (Northern American river otter), 2419 nucleotides long. It is a transcript of the gene PGM2L1, whose product is annotated as phosphoglucomutase 2 like 1. Gene Ontology annotation, molecular function: glucose-1,6-bisphosphate synthase activity; intramolecular phosphotransferase activity. The transcript is spliced from 14 exons. Bases 305 to 2173 code for a protein of 622 amino acids. Gene Ontology annotation, biological process: carbohydrate metabolic process. NCBI's taxonomy places the organism in Eukaryota, Metazoa, Chordata, Mammalia, Carnivora, Mustelidae. The record is from RefSeq and is a predicted model, not a curated record.
GGCGGCGGCGGCGGCCACGACCCAGACAUCUGGGACUGUUGUUGUUCUCUCGCUGUGCGACCGCCUCAGUCGGUUCGUGCAGAAAAAGACCCGGAGCUGGUUUGGUGGGAGCGGGCAGCCGUAUCCCCCUCUCUUCUGCUUCCCCAAAGCUGCAGCAGGAGCUGGCUCAGACACCCCGCGGUUGGUCGGUCUCCGAUGCCCUUCAGUGAGGAGGGGGCGUCAGAACCCUGGUGAGCGCAUCUCAGGCCCCCCCAAACCAGUGUCUUCGCGGCCCCUCAGGCCCUCACACCCCAGUCUCGCUGCCAUGGCUGAAAAUGCAGAGGGGGACCUGAACUCCAACCUGCUCCACGCCCCCUACCACACCGGGGAUCCUCAGCUAGACACGGCCAUCGGGCAAUGGCUUCGUUGGGAUAAGAAUCCCAAAACAAAAGAGCAGAUUGAAAAUCUGUUACGGAAUGGGAUGAACAAGGAGCUCCGGGAUCGUCUUUGUUGCCGAAUGACUUUUGGGACUGCAGGACUUCGUUCUACUAUGGGGGCAGGAUUUUGCUAUAUUAAUGACCUUACAGUAAUACAGUCAACACAGGGAAUGUACAAAUACCUUGAAAGAUGUUUCUCAGACUUCAAGCAGAGAGGCUUUGUUGUUGGGUAUGACACGCGGGGUCAAGUAACUAGCAGCUGCAGCAGCCAGAGACUUGCUAAACUUACUGCUGCAGUCUUACUAGCCAAAGAUGUUCCUGUGUACCUUUUUUCAAGAUAUGUUCCUACACCUUUUGUACCAUAUGCAGUCCAGGAGCUCAAAGCAGUUGCAGGUGUGAUGAUUACUGCUUCUCACAACCGCAAAGAAGACAAUGGAUACAAGGUUUAUUGGGAAACUGGUGCUCAGAUCACAUCUCCUCAUGAUAAAGAAAUUCUGAAAUGUAUAGAAGAAUGUGUGGAACCUUGGAAUGGUUCCUGGAAUGAUAAUUUAGUGGAUACCAGCCCACUGAAGAGAGAUCCUCUGCAGGACAUUUGCAGAAGAUACAUGGAAGAUCUUAAAAAGAUAUGUUUUCACAGGGAAUUAAACUCAAAGACCACCUUGAAAUUUGUACAUACAUCUUUCCAUGGGGUUGGACAUGACUAUGUGCAGUUGGCUUUUCAGGUGUUUGGUUUCAAGCCUCCAAUUCCAGUACCAGAACAAAAAGAUCCUGAUCCAGACUUUUCUACUGUUAAAUGCCCAAAUCCUGAAGAAGGAGAAUCUGUGCUGGAACUUUCUUUGAGACUGGCAGAGAAAGAAAAUGCCCGAAUUGUGCUAGCUACAGAUCCUGAUGCAGACCGGCUGGCAGUGGCAGAACUUCAGGAGAAUGGUCAUUGGAAAGUUUUCACAGGGAAUGAGUUGGCAGCUUUGUUUGGGUGGUGGAUGUUUGACUGCUGGAAGAAAAAUACAUCAAGAAAUGCUGAUGUGAAGAAUGUUUAUAUGUUAGCCACCACAGUCUCUUCCAAAAUUUUGAAGGCAAUUGCACUUAAAGAAGGAUUUCAUUUUGAAGAAACAUUACCAGGUUUUAAAUGGAUUGGAAGUAGGAUAAAAGACCUCCUGGAAAAUGGGAAAGAAGUUCUUUUUGCAUUUGAGGAGUCAAUUGGUUUUCUGUGUGGCACUUCGGUUUUGGAUAAAGAUGGGGUGAGUGCAGCCGUAGUCGUUGCCGAGAUGGCAGCUUACCUGGAAACCAUGAAUAUAACAUUGAAACAGCAGCUCAUUAAGGUCUAUGAAAAAUAUGGUUAUCAUAUUUCAAAAACUUCAUAUUUCUUGUGUUAUGAUCCAAGUACCAUCAAAAGUAUAUUUGAAAGGCUUCGCAAUUUUGAUUCUCCAAAAGAAUAUCCAAAAUUCUGUGGGACGUUUGCUAUAUUGCACAUACGGGAUGUUACCACUGGCUAUGACAGCAGCCAGCCUAAUAAGAAAUCAGUACUGCCUGUGAGUAAAAACAGCCAAAUGAUUACAUUCACUUUUCAAAAUGGCUGUGUCGCUACUCUUCGGACAAGUGGGACAGAACCAAAGAUAAAGUAUUAUGCGGAGAUGUGUGCAUCCCCUGAGCAGAGUGACACUGCCUUCCUAGAAGAGGAAUUGAGGAAACUCAUUGAAGCUUUGAUUGAGAAUUUUCUUGAGCCUAGUAAAAAUGGACUGAUCUGGCGUUCUGUUUAGUGCACACCAGUACGCCAUGACUUGGCACCGGCACAUGGAACAGAACAACCAGGAAUUCCAUGCAUUGAAGUCGUGUUAGCAUUCUCUAUCUCAUCUGGUCAAGUAUCUUUGCACUUCAAUUUUCUUUCUUUCGGUGGGCUGAUGAAACAAACUGUAUAAGUUCGAAAGGAAAUGAUCUGGAGAGAAAGGAUUCGAAUUUUUUCAUAAUCUUGAACAAAUGUCAUUGCAUUAAAAGUAUUCUAGUAA